AUGUACGAGAAACACUCGUACUUCAGCCAGCAGCUGUUCGUAUCUCUGGAUGUUGGAAAUGUUUGUGACCUUGGCAACAUCUACACAAAAGCAGAUGAGUUUCGGUAUCGUCAGGAUGCUAAGAAAAGAUCGAAUUUGAUGUUGUUUUAUGGCUUCCUUUACCAGGAUAUCCGUAAAUUCUUUGGCGUUGUAACUCCAGGAAAGAAACCUGAAUGUGGCAUUGCGAGAAAGGAGAAACCCCAGAAUAAAGAGAGGAAUUCAGGGGGAACAUCAACGCUAAAAGAAAUCAAGGUGAAAAGUUUGCCUCGCGAAGAGGAUUUCAAGCAAAAAAAGGCGAAUAAGAAAAAGAGGAUCAUUUAUGAUUCAGAUUCUGAAGAGGAGGUACCAUCAAUCAAAAAAUCUAAGCCGCCAGAGAGAAAGCUUUCUCCGAAUCCUGCUAAACUGCUAAAGGCGGAUCCUGUGGUUUACGUUUCAGAAACAGAUGAAGAUGAGGACUUUGUUAGCAAGAAACCCCCUCCGAAAGUUCAACAGUUUGAGAAGCCGGUGAAGGCGACUCAAGGGACGACGGGAGCCUCCCAGCCGGAUUCCAAACCAAAAGUCAAAAACAAACCCUUAUCUCCUGUGAAACUGACACCAACGUCCGUCAUUGAUUACUUUGGGACUGUUAGCGUUCAACGGUCAGAGAAGAAGCUGGUUUCAAGCAAACGAAAAGAACCAAGCAAGGAUCCCACCAUCAAUGAUGAGGCCAUCGCUAAAGAACUGCAGCUGGAAGAGAAUUCAAAGCGGGAAAGACAAUUGCAUGAAGACGAAGAAUUUGCACAAACGUUGGCUAUGUUGGAUGAAACGCCCAGAAAGAAAAAGCAGGAAAAAACAUUUCGCCCAAAACCAAGACACCCACAAAGGUUUCUCCCGAACAAUCCAAGUCCAUCAGUCCCGAGGAUUCUGCUGAAAAGAAGCGGACCAAUUACACGGCCUACAGAAGCUUCCUCAAUCGAGAAGGUCCGAAGGCCCUCGGCUCAAAAGAAAUACCACAAGGUGGUGAAAAUUGCUUGGAAGGCAUGACGUUUGUGAUUACCGGAAUCUUUGAAUCGAUUGAACGGGACGAGGCCAAGUCCCUGAUUGAGCGCUACGGGGGUAAAGUCACCGGAAACAUCAGCAAGAAGACCAAUUACCUUGUGAAAGGGCGUGACUGUGGCCUGUCCAAGUGUGAAAAGGCAUCGGCUCUAGGGACGAAAGUUAUCGAUGAAGAUGGCUUGUUCGACCUGAUACGAAAUACACCCGGCAGGAAGUCCAAGUAUGAAAUAGCAGCUGAGACAGAGGCGAAGAGAACAAAGUCCAAGGUGGAAAAAACCUCCCCGGUAACGCAAACCCACAAAAGGAAACCGAGCCCCGCGAAGCUGAACUCCGAUUCCCGAAAGAAAACCUUCCUUGCGGAAAACACGGAGCCUUUUAAAUCCAUCAAACAGGAAGCCGGGGCGGUAAGGAGAGGGCUGGACUUCCUGGAGGACGAGGAGGAGGAGGAGAAGAAGAAGCAAGUUCCCAAAGAAAAACAGAGCUCAGCUCGCGAAACGAAUAAAAACGGAGGGGAAGUGUUGUUGUGGGUGGACAAAUACAAGCCCACCUCCCUCAAAAGCAUCAUCGGGCAGCAAGGCGAGCAGAGCUGCGCUAAUAAACUCCUGCGUUGGCUUAAAAACUGGCAGAAGAAUUCUUUGGAAGACAAACAGGUCAAAUCCAGUAAGUUUGGAAGCAAAGACGAUGGCGCUAAUUCCAAAGCAGCUUUGCUUUCCGGACCCCCGGGAAUAGGCAAAACCACAACGGCAUCUUUAGUUUGUCAGGAACUCGGUUUGAGUUACGUGGAGUUGAACGCGAGCGACACUCGCAGCAAGAACAGCCUGAAAGAGGUGGUGGCCGAAUCUCUGAAUAACACCAGCAUCAAAGGAUUCUGCUCAGGGGCGUCACGUUCCGUCAGCGCAAAACACGUCCUCCUCAUGGACGAGGUGGAUGGGAUGGCUGGCAAUGAAGACAGAGGCGGGAUACAGGAGCUAAUUGACCUUAUUAAGCACACAAAAAUUCCAAUCAUUUGCAUGUGUAACGAUCGGAACCAUCCCAAGAUCCGUUCUCUGGUCCACUAUUGUUUUGACCUCCGUGUCCCGAGGCCGAGGGUGGAACAGAUCAAGGGUGCCAUGAUGUCCAUCGCUUUCAAAGAAGGAUUGAAAGUUCCACCACCGGCAAUGAAUGAACUCAUUUUGGCAGCUAAUCAGGAUAUCAGACAGGUGUUGCAUAAUCUUAGCAUGUGGUGUGCCAGAGACAAAACCUUGACUUAUGACGGUGUCAAAGAAGACGCCAGUAAAGCCAAAAAGGAUAUUAAGCUGGGUCCUUUCGAUGUGGUGAGGAAGGUUUUCGCCAAAGGAGAGGAGACUUCUCACCUGUCUCUUAUAGACAAGGCAGAUCUGUUCUUCCACGAUUACUCUCUGGGCCCCCUCUUUGUCCAAGAAAACUACAUCCACGUCAAGCCCGCCGCUGCUGGGAACAACUUGAAGAAAGAACUCAUCCUGCUUAGCAAAACCGCGGACAGCAUCUGCGAUGGCGAUUUAGUUGACCGCCAGAUUCGCACACGACAAAACUGGAGCCUUCUUCCCACUCAGGCAAUUUAUUCGAGCGUCCUGCCUGGGGAGCUGAUGAGAGGCUAUUUGCAAGAAUUUCCAAGUUUCCCAAGUUGGUUGGGGAAAUUUUCAUCCACAGGAAAGCACGACCGCAUCAUACAGGAGCUUUCCAUGCAUAUGAGUCUCAG
Molecule: messenger RNA, 2791 nt
Organism: Thamnophis sirtalis
Lineage: Eukaryota; Metazoa; Chordata; Lepidosauria; Squamata; Natricidae
Source: RefSeq, a predicted model, not a curated record